This is a messenger RNA of Theobroma cacao (cacao), 426 nucleotides long. The record is from RefSeq and is a predicted model, not a curated record. NCBI's taxonomy places the organism in Eukaryota, Viridiplantae, Streptophyta, Magnoliopsida, Malvales, Malvaceae.
AUGUUUUUUGGGAAAAAUUCUCUGGCUACUUGUGUGCUGAUUGGUGAUGGUAGAAGCUGCUCCUCUAGUUGUUCAAUUGUUAAUAGAGGUGUUAAGGAUGCAACAAUUCUUGUAGAAGUUGGAGUGGCAGGUUCUUGGCAAGGGAAAGACGCAACAGAUGAUUUUGAAGAUGCUGGACACAGCAAAAGUGCGAAAGAGCUCAUGCAGAACUUUUGCGUUGGUGAGCUUGACACACCCUCCGCAAUCAUCCCAGAACUUGAAAUUUCCUCCAAGAAGGAAACAGCUGAUUACUCUCAGAAGCUCAUGGACUUGACAAAGCAAUACUGGGCUGUUCCUGUGGCGGUUGUUGGCAUAUCUGUGGUUGUUGGAUUCUUAUACCUGCGUAAGAAGCAAAGCAAUAUGAUUUUUUUCCCUAUUGGCAGCUGA